Molecule: messenger RNA, 856 nt
Organism: Phaethon lepturus (White-tailed tropicbird)
Lineage: Eukaryota; Metazoa; Chordata; Aves; Phaethontiformes; Phaethontidae
Product: V-set and immunoglobulin domain-containing protein 4-like
Exons: 5
Biological process (GO): negative regulation of interleukin-2 production; negative regulation of macrophage activation; negative regulation of complement activation, alternative pathway
Molecular function (GO): complement component C3b binding
Source: RefSeq, a predicted model, not a curated record
AUGGAAGUAGUUGUGCACCUAGUGGUGUUCAUGAUGGCUUUCAUCAGCUGCAAUGCCCUCCUGGAUCUGUCUGGUGACCACCAGGUCAUGGGCACAUGGAUGGAAUCCACCACUUUACCGUGUACCUACACACCCUCCGAAGGUUUCACACAGCAAACGCUCAUCUGGAGUAUGGAGCGAGAGUAUAGCACCUCUACCAUCUUUCGGAGGGAUGAUUCUGGUGACCACGUCUUGUUGUCUCAGUUCCGAGACCGCGUCAGCGUCCCAAAGCACAGCCCAGGGGACGCCUCACUUCUAAUCGAGAGUCUUGAAAUCCCCGACAGUGGACACUAUACCUGUCAAGUCACCUGGAGGUCUAAAAAUAACAGCCUGAUAACAAAAGAGGUGACCACUACGGUUAAAGUUGUCAAAGUUGCAGCCACCAAGCCCGUCAUCAGGGCCGGAGAGCUGGGGCUGUCGGUCCCGGCAGGAGCCCGGACCAGCCUGACCUGUGUGGCCAGCGGGUCCCCCCCCAUCAGCUACCGCUGGUUCAGGGGCACCCCGGGAGGGAAAGCCCUGCUCCUGAGCAGCCGGGCCGAGCUGGCGUGGGACAGCCUGCGGCCCUCCGACACCGGGAAGUACUUCUGUGAGGCCGAAAACAGGGUUGGGGCAGGGGCUGCGCAGCAGAGCGACGCCGUUGAGCUGACAGUGAGAGAGAGCCCAGUCGCACAGCAGCCCAGCCCUGAGGCCAGCAGGCACAGCAGACCCCCGCUCAGCCCCCGAGGUGAUGCGCCCCAGCGAGUGCCCACAGAUGCGCCCGCAGCAACGCUGGUCUCCCGGAGGGAUGCUAUUUCGGAGGGGCCUCCCCUUGCCACAG